AUGAGCUUUUAUGGACAGUCCCAAACGGCGCAGAUGUAUAACUGUGGAGCUUUGAGGCCCGGUGUACCACCACCAUCAACCAUGCCGUUGAAGCCGACAGGAUACCCGCCAAGUUAUGGCCAACCACAGACAAGUGGUUACCCUCCUGUUAUGAAUUAUUCGGACGGCUACCAACCGGGUCAUCCUAGCCUGUCCCAACAGCAGCAUGCGUUGUAUCAGCAGCAAAUGUGGGCAUCGCAGCAGGCGCAGAGAUUUCCAAGUCCACAUGUCAGCAUUCCCACCUCCCCUACAGCACCUCCAUUGCCGUUGCCUGCUGGUAUGGCACGUGGACCAGUUCCCUCAUCAGAGAUUAAUGCAGCUCAGCAAGCUUUUGCGGCGAGAAGGCCUUACUUUCAUAUGCAGCAAGGUCCGGGAAGUCAACUUACGGGUUCGCCGUCGUCUGUGACUGCUUCAACUCCGAGACUCAGGUACAACGCGCCUUCGUCAAGUCCUUCCCCAACUCGUCCUUUACCGCAGUCAUUGUACGGCAUUCAGUCAGCUGUAUCACCGCAAGUCCAGCCAUCACGCCCUUUAACGUUUGGGUCAGGCCUUGGUUGUUCUCAUUCUGCUCCAUCUACUUCAUCUGGUAUUGGAGGAAUACAUGCCUCAGUCUGCAAUCUGCAGGCAAAUUCAACUGUCUCUAUGCCUGGCCACGGUUCAAUCCCCAGUGCUGGAUAUCACUUACCAACCAUGACUCAUUUUCCAUCCUCCCAACCUUUACAGUUCCCGCCUGGCAGUGUUGAAGCUACUGUUGUCAACCAGCGUAGAAGGCGGAAGCUAUACGCUAAAGACCUCUCGAGAACUGAACCUCGCCGCUUGACAAUGGCAUUGCGCAGUAGCUUGGAAGCUGAAAUAACAUGGGCUCUGAAUGCAUUGAAUGUUCUUCUUUACGACGAUACGGCACCCCCUGUUCGUUUGAGAGAGUAUCCUGCUUUGCUGAAUGUGCUAGUCGAACAUUUUAAGGCGCAGCUUGCUUUAUUGUUCCCUUCGGUGUUUAAGGUUGGUAAAGAAUCUAAAGUACGAACAGUCGAUGAUGAUCCAGAGCCCAUUUUUGCGUUCGAUGAAAACGACAAGACGGUUAUGAAACACAUCUGGGUCGCACAAAGAUCUUCGAAGACAGAGCCUCGGAAUUUUACGAAAAUAUCGCGUACAGGUAGAGCGGUGGCUACUGUUAAGAGGAAAGAACCAGAAUCGCUCAAAAGGUCAAGGCCAGAUGGUCGGGUUAUUGAUGCGUUAGAUCCUACUUUGUCGCCUGAUUAUUUUGACGAACGGGUCCCUUGGGGCUUACGUGGUGGCACGUCUGCUUUCCUUUUUACAAAGUUCUCGACUGAUCUCGAACUGAAGAACUUGUUGAAGAGAGCUAGAUUUGGCCUUAUUGACUCGAAAGAAAGGACGUCUGGGAGUUUUUGCGAAAAACAAGAGAGCUUGAAGGUGUAUUAUCCUCCUGAAUUUGAUUUCUGGAAUAAGUAUGACGAUGAAGAGAACGUAGUUGAGCUGAAAAGCCUGCGUCAAACGGCUUUAUGUACUCGUAAUGAGUCGCGUAUGUUAAUUGUUCGGCGGUGUUUAUCCAUAUCUAACAUCUUGAGAGGUUUAUCAUUUUUACAAGAGCUUAAUGAUGAACCAAUGUGCAAACAUUCGGGUCUUUUAUUUAUCCUCGGGAGGUUGUUACGGUUGUAUGCUGAGGAACGGCCUAUUUUGAAACCGAAAGCACUACUUGUAAAACAGGAACCGUUGAAGGAUAAUCCCCCAGCUGUUGGUGAGUUAUCCGAAACAACAAAACGGCUUCUUGCGCCUGGCGAUCUUUUGGAACCUGACGAUGAUGAUGUGUUACUGCUCCAAGAAACUGCAAACCAACUCCGGGAGGACGCAUUUGUUAUUCUUACUCACCUUAGUGGCAAGAUUGAUCUCUAUGAUUUUGAGUCAGACGUUUCAUGGCCAAUCUUCGACGGUUUAAUUCAUUGGUGCGUCAGCAAGAGUGCAGAAGCAAAAGAUCCUCUAGCCCCUGGCUGUGUUUCUCCUCGAAAUUAUUGCCUGGAAACUCUUUGCAAAAUGUCUGUAAUAGACCGUAAUGUUGAUUUACUGGUAUCAACAGGACCUUGGCAAAGAAUGGAGAGGUUUAUAAAAAAUAUUGCUGCGUUGCUCGCUAUGAAUGAGGAGAUUCCGUACAGGGAAUUCGCAAUUGUCAUCCUGCAUGCUAUUUGUGCUGCUUCCGAAGCAGCUUGUGUUGUAACAGCACUGGAAACAUCUGGAAUCAGCCAUCUUGUAUCGUUUCUAGAAGCUGGUGAUGCAAGUUUUCAUCAGGUUGCACAGCAACACGGUAUGCUCGCCUUACGUGAAAAUCCAGAACUGGUGGGAACGUCAGUUGGCAUGUUGCGUAAAGCGGCAAUGAUCAUGCUGCAUUUAUCAAGAGUUCCAAUUUGCAGAAAACAAUUUUUUAAACACCAACAAUUGCUUUUGCAGUUUACGAUGUCGCAGCUGAUGGACUCGAAGGUUGGGGCGACGAUUGCAGACGUUUUAUAUGAGAUGCAAAGAGGUGAUAUCGAUGAACGAAGAGAAAAGGAAGAGAGGAAGCAGCUUCGUUUCAAGAUGAGAGAAGCUCUAAUUAACGGUUCCCUUAAGGAGAAAGUGGAAAUGGAAGAAAAGAUAGUUAAAAAAGAAGUUAUUGAAGAUCUUACAAACAAAGAGAAAAGCGAGAGGGACGAAAAUGCCAAAGCUAUUGUUGAAGAAGUUGUCAAGUCAGUGAAUCCGCUUAAAGAAAUAUAUUCACCGCCAGCCAAACGACAACGUCUGGAGAAUGGAACUUUAAACCAUGUAAAUAGAAAUGGAAAUGGAAGUCUUCAAAAACCUUUGGUGAAUGGGGAUGUUUCUUCGCAACCAAUUAAGUCGGUUGUUAAUGCGAUGCCACCACCAUCAAGGAACAGUACCGCUGUUGUAGAAAAUGGAACGGGUACUGCUGCAGCUGGGUCUGUUCAGGCAGUGGCAUAA
Enterobius vermicularis (human pinworm) is the source of this 3024-nucleotide messenger RNA. The record is from the annotation of a GenBank genome assembly. Lineage: Eukaryota; Metazoa; Nematoda; Chromadorea; Rhabditida; Oxyuridae.